Messenger RNA from Leptinotarsa decemlineata (Colorado potato beetle), 1200 nucleotides. Its product is annotated as putative fatty acyl-CoA reductase CG5065. Gene Ontology annotation, cellular component: peroxisome. The record is from RefSeq and is a predicted model, not a curated record. NCBI's taxonomy places the organism in Eukaryota, Metazoa, Arthropoda, Insecta, Coleoptera, Chrysomelidae. Gene Ontology annotation, biological process: long-chain fatty-acyl-CoA metabolic process. Gene Ontology annotation, molecular function: alcohol-forming very long-chain fatty acyl-CoA reductase (NADP+) activity.
UUAUCCCAUCCGCAAUGGAACCCGUUCCAGGAUGGGUGGACAAUUUGAACGGACCAGUUGGGCUGCUAGUAGGCGCUGGUAAAGGAGUCAUCCGAUCAAUGCAUUGCAAAGGAGAACAUAAGGCUCAAGUUAUACCAGUUGAUUAUGCUAUCAACGCAAGUAUUUGCAUCGCUCAAGCUGUUGGUUCAAAACAGACCAAGUCCGACGAGGUUCCAGUAUAUAAUUUAACGGUGGAGUCCAAAUUACAAAUAACUUACCAAGAAAUUGUAGAUAAAGGAAGAAGAAUCGUGUACGACUACCCUUUUGAGAUGCAAAUUUGGUACCCUGAUGGUGAUAUUAGAUCUUCGAAGUUCGUGCAUAAUAUUUACAGCGUUUUCUACCAUUGGAUCCCUGCUAUUCUUAUCGAUUUGAUUAUGUUUAUUUGCGGACAGAAAACAUUCAUGAUGAGGAUACAAAAAAAGAUUUAUGAUGGACUGGAACUUUUACAAUUUUUCUCCACCAGAGAGUGGCAUUUUAGAAGCGAAAAAUUUGCAGCGAUUCAGGAUAGUUUGACAAAAACAGACCAGGAACUCUUUCCGAUGUUGCAGUUGAUUCCAAUAGAAGAAUAUAUGCUGGCUGGUCUUCUUGGCGUCCGACAGUAUUGCCUGAAGGAGGAUUUGUCAUCGCUACCGAGAUGUCGAAGGAAGCAAAAAGUGAUGUACCUGCUCCACGUGUUGUGCGUCUAUGGUUUCUAUUUCUACAUUUUCUAUCUUCUGAGCUGCUACUUCAGUGUAUUCAGAGUUCUCUUCGAUUUCGUGAAAACUUGUUUGAGUUACAUUCCAAUUAUAGGUUCAUUUGUUUCGGUGACUCAGUAAUGGAUGGUUAUAGCAGCCCGCAAUUUUUUGUUCACCUGUUCAAUUCUCACACGAAAUCAGGAAAUUGUUUUGUAUAUACAUUAUAAUGAUUAUAGUAUUUGUAAAAAUAUGGCUAAAGACUCGAAGGCUGAUGAAUUUGAAGUUUUGUCAACAUCAUGAAAUUUGAAAAUUCGAAUUCCCUAGGUGUCUCUAUAUCAGGUGCUAAGUAAAUUGUUGAUACAAUAAAUUAUUUGGUGUGGAAAUAUUUUCGUUUUAGAUAAUGGACAUCGGGAAAACAUUUUGUGCAUCACAGAAAAUUUGCUCAACUUUUGGUAUUUUGGUAUGUAAUAUAUCAAUCUAAAGAUUA